GCAGCGAGCGCAGCACUCCGAGUGAAACUUCCACACAGAGACAUGGCGGCUGCUGUGUCCGUUAGCAGAGCUGCCGGAGAGGAGAAGUCAUGCGCUGGUGCUAGCCUCGCCACCCGUCCGCCGUAUGAACACUAUGAUCAAGCCAAGCCAGAGAACUGGCCUGCGGAAAACCACAGAGACUCCGCGGACGAAGCAGAGUCGCCGGCAGGGAGCGGGUGUCCGCGCAGGGCUGAGGACGAGCUACCUGCUCUCAGCCCCGAGGAGGUCGCGGCUCGGCUGGAGAGAACGCGGAGAGAGUUUUACAACCGCAGGAAAAUCAUCAUUAAAAACCUGCCCGCUGAUAUCACCAACCAGGAGGUCCACGAGUUGUUAAGAAACUAUGAUCUGAAGUACUGUUUCGUGGACAAAUACAAAGGAACAGCUUUUGUGACUCUCCUAAAUGGUGAGCAGGCCCAGUGCGCGAUCAAAGAGUUUCACCAGCAUGUCCUGCGUGAACGGGAAAUCUCUGUGCAGCUGCAGCCCACAGACGCUUUGCUGUGCAUCGCCAACCUCCCCCGAGCCUUCACCCAGCAGCAGUUCGAGGAGCUGGUGCGGCCCUUCGGCAACUUGGAGCGCUGCUUCUUGGUGCACAGCGCGAGCACGGGCCACUCCAAGGGCUACGGCUUUGUGGAGUACAUGAAAAAGGACUCGGCCGCCCGGGCUAAAUCAGAACUGUUGGGCAAACAGCUUGGCUCACGCAUGCUGUACGUGCACUGGACCGAAGUGGGAUCGCUGACGUACACCACCCUACACUCGCGCUGCCUCUGUGUGGACCGCCUGCCUGCCAGCCUCCUGAAUGCCCAGGACCUGCUGAGCGCUCUCGCUGACCUGCCGGAGGCCAUCUUCUGCCAGCUUGCUCAGGGACAAGAUGGCAGUUUCCGGCGGUUUGCUAUUUUGGAGUACUCUACACCGGAGCUGGCUGAAGAGGUGCAGCGGUUAACUGACGGAAGGCCUGUGGGUGGAAGCCCCGUCCGCGCGUCGUUCUGCGCCCCAGGACCGCCCGGCAGGAGCAUGCUGGCUGCGCUUAUUGCUGCUCAGACUUUGGCCAUAAACAGAGGAAAGGGUCUCCUUCCUGAACCCAGUGCCAUGCAGAUCCUCUCGAGUCUGAGUAACCCGGCGACACUGAAACUCCUGAUGGCGCCACUCAACCAAGGACAAAAACAAGGUCUCCUAGGGGCCGCCCCUGCCAUGCCGCUGCUCGGUAACCCCGCCCUGUCUGCGGCCCUGUUGCAGCUGCUGCUUCAGAACCAGGUCCAACAGCAACCCUUUCUAGGAAAUCCUCUACUUUGGGCACAGGCUCUGCACAGUACAGAAAGCCGUCUCCCACCCUGUGCCGGACUGCUCGGUGAGAACCCUCUGGCUGCUCUUCCUCUUCAACACAAUGGUGUUAACAUACUGGGAGAUCUACCUCAUGCUCUGUCUGCUGCAGGUGCCAUGGCUCCCGGCUUGGGCAUGCAGACAGAACCUAUAGGUCCCAUAAAGCCCCCGCCCCUGGGGCGGACACUGGGGAGGGAGCCUGAGACUGCAACCACACCCAAUAGUUUUUCUACAAACUCUUCUCCUGCACUCCAGGGCAUGAGCGUUCCUCUCCUGGGCACUGUGCUAGGAGGAGAUGGGUCCACACUGCCUACGGCAUCGUUAUUAGGAGAUCCCCCCAAUGAAAUCGGUGUGUCCCCCAACCCCUUUCUGAACGCUCCCAGUAUAUUCCCUUCCUCAGGUGCCACCUCCAGGCCCCACCCAUACAGGAAGAGACCUGUGCUAGGUGGCUUGACUAACCAGCGGUCCAUCCAGAGCAUCCACUCCAAUUACAGCCUGCGCUGCCAAGACUCGUACGAGUUCCCAGCACUACACCAGGACCCUGUCCCUCACCUUUAUGAGCAGCUGGAGACUCUGGACAGCACUGCACACCUGGCUUAUGGAGCACAGCACUUGAAACACAGCGAGAGAACGUCUCCCUUCGCUUACCCAUCCAGUCGCCCCAGCUCCUCCUACUUCGGCUUUGGUGCCCCUGGGGCAGUGUCUUCCACCCAGCUCAAUAAGGCUGUGGGAAUGCCUCCCAUCUCACACACCAGUGUUUUCUCUGCUGCUCCUGGAAGUGGUGCGAAGACUCCAGUAGGAGGACAGAAGCGUCUCUUUUCUCGCCUGAUUCCGUCUCCAGAGCCCAGUCCAGAGGGGGGCUACGUGGGGCAGCAUUCUCAGGGCCUCGGGGGACACUACGCCGAUUCCUACCUGAAGCGGAAGCGUAUAUUCUGAACCCCGUGCUCGUUGCUGACUGCCGGUUGAAGCACAGAGGGAGGCGUCCUGUCACCCCGGUCCACAGCAGGCACCGGGAGUUUUGUUUGUGAAUGAUUUGAGUGCGCAUGUAAAUUUAUUUUAUUUUUCAAUUUUUAAUUUGAAUUCCUUUAAUUUACAUUUUUAAGUUUUCUUUCAUCAACGAUAAAACCGCAGGUACCUCAUAAAGGAUAAAUACCCCCCCCCCCCCUUCCUCCUCCCUCCCUUCCUUCCUUGAUCAGACUUGCCUUUUGAUGAACUGUUCUGUAAAUAGUUGAGAAGCAUUCAUGAAGACAAGACAUCCUUAUUCAUGGACGUGGUUCUUGUUAACCCUCUUGGUGUGUGUAUGUCUCAGGUCGUGUGUGGUUGUCAUUGUCAUCUGUCCCAGCAGCAGCAGUAACAUCAGCUGCUCCGUUCGUCGGUCUGUUGCUUUACCCCUGCUGGGUGCACUGAUCAGUAUUUGUGUAAAACCAGCCCUUCCCACUUCCAGUGUCACAAGUCCAGGUUUUCUGCACUAAGUGUUGUGUGUGUGUUGCACUUGGAGGAUGCGAGUCACGUGAAAAUUACCUUCCUCAAUCUGUCCUUCCUCACUGGCCAUUUGUUUUUUUUGCAGUUCUUGAACUUUUGUCUUCUUUCUCCUGCUUCCCUUCUUCCUGCGUUCUCUGCGUUCAGUCUUGUUAUGCCUUUACACAUCCUGAUCUCAACUUGGUACUUGCCUCGUACCACCAGCAGGGGGAGCGGGUUAGCUUAGAUGAAAAUUUACUGUGCCUGCUUUUUUUUUUAUUUUUUUUUUAUUUAAAGUAUUUCAACAGAAAUUCUGGAGCAGGCCGGACCUGUGGCCGAACAUGAUGGUUCCUUUUUUUUUUUUUUCUCUUACUGCUACAAAUGUGCCAGCUCCAUCUCGACUCGUGAGCCGGAGGAGUUCUCUGGAAAGCACCAGGUCUGUGACAUUUCCAGUGUGGUAGCUGAGUGUCUCUGGUGUGCUGCAAUUCACAGAUCCACAAAUCACUCUCAGUCCAGUGUAAUCUCUCAUACUCUUUUUACUUAACCUGUUUAUUUGCUGUGUACAUACCUGAGCUUGUAUAUUUCUUCUUUUUUUUUUGUUGGUUCAUUACUCCCCCCUCCCCCCUCCUUCUAUCUAGUCUGUAAUUGAUUGGAAAUGCUGCUUUUUUUUUUUUUUCUUUUUUUCUUUUAGGUGAUGUUGCAGCAUAUUUCUUGAAGGGUUUACAUGUUAUAUAAACUACUGCUGUAUUGUAAAGAACUAAACAGACUUGAUCUGUAAAAUGACGGCUGAUCGAGUGCACCAUCAUUUGUACAUAGCUGCCAUGUUUUUCUGAUUUGUAUUUCAGCAAGUAAAUGUUAUUUAAGUUCACAA
Clarias gariepinus (North African catfish) is the source of this 3685-nucleotide messenger RNA. It is a transcript of the gene raver1, whose product is annotated as ribonucleoprotein, PTB-binding 1. Gene Ontology annotation, cellular component: cytosol. The record is from RefSeq and is a predicted model, not a curated record. Lineage: Eukaryota; Metazoa; Chordata; Actinopteri; Siluriformes; Clariidae. Gene Ontology annotation, molecular function: mRNA binding. The transcript is spliced from 15 exons. The coding region runs from base 43 to 2292 and encodes 749 amino acids.